This is a messenger RNA of Ceratotherium simum simum (southern white rhinoceros), 1162 nucleotides long. The record is from RefSeq and is a predicted model, not a curated record. NCBI's taxonomy places the organism in Eukaryota, Metazoa, Chordata, Mammalia, Perissodactyla, Rhinocerotidae.
CGCUCCAGCGAGCGCGCCCCGGCCCUGCGCCCCCAACGUCCCCCAACCGCCGCCCAGUCCCGAGGGCGCCAUGAGGAGCCCGCGCUGCGCCCCGCUGCUGCUCCUGCUGCUGCUGCCGCCGCUGCUGCUCACGCCCCACGCCGGGGACGCCGCCGUCAUCACCGGGGCCUGUGACAAGGACCCCCAGUGUGGUGGAGACAUGUGCUGUGCUGUUAGUAUCUGGGUUAAGAGCAUAAGGAUUUGCACACCUAUGGGCAAAGUGGGAGACAGCUGCCAUCCGCUGACUCGUAAAGUUAGUUCCAUUUUUCGGGCGGAGAAUGCAUCACACGUGUCCAUGUAUGCCGGGCUUGUCCUGUUUACGGACCUCAUUUAAUCGAUUUGUUUGUUUAGCCCGAAAGUAAUCACUUUAGAGUAGAAAUUUGAAAUGUGAACAGCCGCGUGAUGUCUGUAAAGUCUAUUUACUUGUGAUUGUGCCAAACAAAUAAUAUGCCAGAAAGAAAUGCUGUUGCUUCCUCAACUUUCCGAGUAACAUUUCUAUCUUUGAUUUUUAAAUGAUGUAUUUUUUUUUAUUGAAGGAGGAUUUUAGUUUUGGAUAGAAAUGUAAAGUGCAAGGCAUUAUGGAACCAGUUCUCAUGUCCCUGUUUGUGUUUUGGUUUGGUUUGGCUUUUCUUUAUGCCAAUAACUCACCCAUUUUUACAAAAAUGAGGACAAUAAGAAUUUGAUAUUUUGUUACAGAAACUUUUUUUCUUAAACUCCCAUCCCCCCAGCCCUGCCCCAGACACACACAUACACACACACGCACACAUACAGCCCUUUUGGUCUCUCACUCCUCAAAGAAUUUUAAGUCUGUCACUCUAUUCUUUGCCGUUUCCCUCUCUGACCCUCUAGCAUUUUAAAGUGUGUGCAUGGGGUCCGUAUCCUUUAACUUGCUGGCGGAAUCACUGAUAAGAAUCAAGCUUUUUGCCUGAUACUUAAACAGUGAAAAGAGUCUGUAGUUGAACCAGACACUCCAAAGUUCUCUUAUAUGGAGUGGAGGUGGGGUGCUUCUAAACUUCCACUGAACUUGUCUAUGCAAGUGGACUUCAGGUCUGCUGUUUGACUGGUGUGAGGACAGAAGACAUGGAAAGUCGGAUUAGUUUAGUCCAGAUUUGUAGUUUGGGUU